AUGUACUACAUGUACCUUGAAGGAGAGCAGGCAGGCGCGAAGAGGUUUGUGGACCAGGUGCUGAGGCUGAUAGACCAGCCGAGUGUAGAUGGGAAGCGAACGGGUCGUAAACCACAAAGGGAACACAGGUUUCAUGAAGAUAUGAGCCGCUUGAAGACGAUGCUGAAGCAAUGUAGAGACCAGUCUGGCUCUAUGUCGGAGCAGAUUGACCUGGAGUUCGAGUGGAUCCAUCAAGGCUCUGCUAGCUCGGCCCCUCCGCAUCGACUUGCAGACUCGACGUGCUGCCUUGACCGAGUGCUGAGCGACGACGCCAAGGACUGCUUCCCCAUCUACGUCGAGAUCCCCGACGAUUCUGACCCCACCAAGCGCUCGAUCGCGACGGGGGCGAUAUUCUACUUUCCGAACCAGGGCAACAAGGACACAGUCCCGUACGUUGACGAGCUGCAUGGGCACUCAACCUCGUUGGAUCGCCGCUUCAUGGUGUUCUGGAUGGGACGAUGGCUUCCAGGGGAGCAUUAUGUUCCUGGCUUCAUGAGAUACCGUGAGGGGGAUAAGACGCUUGCCCCGCAGCGAUGCUAUGCAAGGACUUUCGGCCUUCUUUUUGUAGACCGAGGGAUCGAGCCAGAGGCAAGCAAAUGGUCAUUCAACAUGGGCAAAACCAAAAUGAGGAAAUUACAAGAUGCACUUGACUCGAAGGACCUCGCAAAAGCAUACGAUUACUGGCUCAAACAAUGUCACCUCAAGUUUGACGCAGAGGUCUCCUUCGAAGACGAAAACCCAAGGUACAUAGAUGCUGAAGGAAUGUCUCAGCACGACAGAAUUAUAUUCUUGAAUGAUGUAUAUCAAGUCGGAGAUAUUGUCGAGCUGUACAAAGAAUCAAAGGAGAAAGCAAGGAUUCAAAGUCACGUUGGAAGGAUCGAGAGGUUCUUGCAAGAUAAGCACUUUGACUUGAACUUGCCAACAGGGGAGGUCGAGCUUCUUCUAUUGGCUUCAGACAACAGCAUGACGAAAACAAAUCGCUUCAGAAUACAAAACUAUUCCAUGAGGCCUCUCAGCAACAAAGAGUUCGAGGCUACCAGAGCAAAGAACGAGAAGCAGAUAGUCAGAUCAGUCGCUAUCGAGUUCCGCAACCACAUCAUGAAGGCUGGCUUGUUACCGACUACAAGGUUUAUCUGCAAGAACUCAAAUAGCGAAGUUAUUCAAACAAACAUCCCGAUCAAGGUCACAGUGGCGUCACAAGAUUGCUCGGAAAGCUUCGAAGUGUCCAAUGGGCAUCUGUCUUUUCCUGACAAGAUAGUGAAGAAGCUCGCGACUGUCGCAGGCCAGUAUACGAUGUCCCUCGAGCCAGCUGCAGGUCAGACGCCGUUCACGUGCGAGCCCGAGACGUUCUACAUCACCCCAGCAGAGAUGCACAAGCUCAGACGGUAG
Guillardia theta CCMP2712 is the source of this 1428-nucleotide messenger RNA. RefSeq lists its product as hypothetical. Gene Ontology annotation, biological process: double-strand break repair. Lineage: Eukaryota; Cryptophyceae; Pyrenomonadales; Geminigeraceae. Bases 1 to 1428 code for a protein of 475 amino acids. The transcript is spliced from 2 exons. The record is from RefSeq and is a predicted model, not a curated record.